AUGGAGCGUUCCUUCCCCAAGCCAUCUCCUUCCACCGCGGUCCUCCUGCUUCUCCCGCUAUUCCUCCUAAUUCUCAUCGUCCUUGUUCUCUACCCCCACGAGUCCGAGCUCCAAUCCCUAGUCACCUCCUGCCGGCCCUCUCGAAGCGCCAGCUUCAUCGAGUCGGCCACCCCGAAACCCAACUUCCGGCUGUUCAUCGGCAUCCUCACCCUCCCCGACCACUACGAGCGUCGCCACCUCCUCCGCCUCGUCUACUCCCUCCAGCCCAAACUCACCACCGCCCACGUCGACAUCCGCUUCGUCUUCUGUAACCUCACCAACGACGACCAACAUGUCCUCAUCGCCCUCGAGAUCAUGCGCUUCGACGACAUUCUCAUCCUCGACUGCGCUGAGAGCAUGGACGAUGGCAAGACGUACGCUUACUUCUCCAGCCUUCCAAAACUGCUCAACGGCACCAACAACGGUGGUGGCCGACCUUACGACUACGUCAUGAAGGCCGACGACGACAUUUAUAUUAGGCUACAAGAAUUGGUCGAGUCAUUGAGGAACAAACCGAGGGAGGAUGUGUACUAUGGGCGUGUGAUCCAAUGCUACGAAACGGAUCCUUAUAAGGGUUACAUGUCGGGGAUGGGGUAUGUAUUGUCGUGGGACUUGGUUGAGUGGAUUGCGACGUCGGAGAUGGUCAGGAACCAUACGGUUGGGCCGGAGGACAGGGUGAUGGCUGGGUGGCUGAAGGAUGGAGAACGAGGAAAGAAUAGGUUCAAUGAGAAGCCGGCCAUGUACAACUACCCGGAAGGACGGCUCAACCCCUGCAUGCAUGAGUUCAUGCCGGAUACCGUCGCGGUGCACCAGCUCAAGGACAACUCCAGGUGGGCGAGGACCCUCAAGUAUUUUAAUGUCACUCAUGCGUUCAAGCCUUCUACGCUCUACCAUAUCCCUUGAAACGAUUCCCUUAGCUUCUCUCCGCAGAAAAAAAAAAAAAACGAAUUUAAUUCGUUUUCAC
Phoenix dactylifera (date palm) is the source of this 1003-nucleotide messenger RNA. RefSeq names its product hydroxyproline O-galactosyltransferase GALT4-like. NCBI's taxonomy places the organism in Eukaryota, Viridiplantae, Streptophyta, Magnoliopsida, Arecales, Arecaceae. Gene Ontology annotation, cellular component: membrane. Gene Ontology annotation, molecular function: hexosyltransferase activity. The record is from RefSeq and is a predicted model, not a curated record.